Plasmodium gonderi is the source of this 705-nucleotide messenger RNA. RefSeq names its product variable surface protein. The transcript is spliced from 4 exons. The record is from RefSeq and is a predicted model, not a curated record. Lineage: Eukaryota; Apicomplexa; Aconoidasida; Haemosporida; Plasmodiidae. Bases 1 to 705 code for a protein of 234 amino acids.
AUGAUUAUAAAACAUUCGACACGUGAACGCUAUAUGUUUAUGCGUUAUAUGUCAACUAGGAAUUUUAAUAAUAAUUUAUGUAAUUAUUUUUACUACUGGUUAGGAUAUAAAAUAACACAUUUUGUGACUAGCAAUGAAGAGUUUAAUUCAAUUUUUUCCCAAUGUUAUGAAUUACUAUUUUUAAAUGAUAAAACUGUUAAUUUGAACAGAAUAAAAUACAUUCAAAGAGCAGUUUCUGCGCACAAUGAUAUAAACAGAGAGUGUACAACUACAAACAAAAAUGAUUAUUGUUAUAUAUAUCAGAAAAUUAAGACUGGAUUUCCAAAUAUAACAAAAAAAUUAAGUAUACUAAAAUGUAAAGAAGAUAUAGCACCACAAAUAGAAUCACCCUUGGAUAGAGAUCACAAAUCCGAAGAUUUAUUAGGAUCAGAAAAUAUGUUACUUCCUUCUGGUGAAACUCGAUAUGCGUCAUAUAAAUAUAUAUACAUUACACUUUUACCUGUCUUGGCUGUAUCUUUUAUGUUACCCUUUUCAAGCAAGUUUAGUCCAAUUGUCAAAUGGAUAAAUAAAUUAUUCAGAAAUAAUGAUAAUUUGUGGUGUAAAGUAAAAGAAUCAUGGAGAGAAAGAUUUGGAGAAAGUUUUUUUGAAUCUUCUGCACGAUAUUAUGAUAGUUAUAUUUUUAAAAUACCAUAUUUCACCGAAUAG